CCUUGGCUUGAGAGAGAGAUGACAUCAUUUGGACUGAUGGAUAGAUAUAUAUUUGUAUCCUAAUCACCUAUCUGAUGAACCAAAUACACCAAACUAAUAGGAUCCAAAAAUAAGCGCGUACAAAAUUUGGAUAGCAAAAUAUACACUUUUCAAUGUGGCAAAGAAUGCAGUUAGCAUCCGAUGAAUAUACAUCAAUGGAUACAGAUCGUUAUAGUUGGCUUUCUUAAUUUUAAUAUGGACGUCGUACAGUAACCAGGGUGUUCCAAAAUCUCACCAUGCCCUCAUAAGUCCGUGCCAAGUCCCCAAGAGCUCAGGGCCAUUGCUGCUUGCGUAUUGCGUAAUGUAAGCGGCAGGCCUGGCUGGCGAAGAUGCAAGUGUCCCGCGUUUAGAACUUGAGGCCGCGUCCUGGUAAAAUAAGCGCCACGCUGUUUUAUGUCUCCAGGCACAGAGCGGAAGAGUUUUCUGGAUCGCGGGCACUGGGACCGUCACACGGUGGAGAUAAAACACCGCAGGUCGGGCAGUAAACGUGAUAAACGUCCCCCUGCGUGGUCCUACACGUUACAGGUCACACGUCACGGACUCAAGUCUCCUCGCUUGUUUCGUCGUUGUCAAGUUUUCAAGUUCCUUUGUGGACGUUGACCUUUAGACCAUGAUCAAAGAGCAGAAAUCUGACGCAAGCAGGAUGUACACCUGUAAGAGUUCUACUCAGAUGGUAAACACACACUGAUUGCGUAGAGGCUGUCACGACUCCAUUGAUGUUAUGAAUUAACGAGUUAAGAAUUUGACAUGCUCCUGAAGCCACGCCUGCAACUCAUUACCGCUCCUCCUGAGAGGGCAGGGAGGACCUCAGACAGAAGAGGUCGUACCUGAGGAGUGCAAGUGAUUCAGGGAGUACAAAGGCCUGACUGUGAAGCCUGAAGGGGUUCUUCGGUUAGUUGGAAAAUCUUGGAGUUACAGUUGUACCCUAUCUACACUGUAAGUUCUGUCCAAAACUUGGCCUGGGUCUCAUUUCGGCAUGAAACUCAGAGUUAUGUAAAAGGUUUUCCAAGAGUCGAGUCGAUGGCAUCUAAACUUGGCGGGAUCUGACUAGACACAAUCAUCUGCUGGCGGACUUGCAGUCAUCAUGGCACUGGAGCGCGGAUCCACAAGGCACGCGAUGAUGACAUUCACCGUGGGCGCGUUGUUCGGCGGGGUUAUUGCACUGUUGGUGGUGAGCAGUGAAGUUCUGAGGGACGGAGUGCAGGGUCGGGAACGUCAACCCUACAUACGGACAUUUGGAGAAACUGCGGGGGACCUGACGUUCCAAGAUGAGGGAGAUUUGGACACAGCAGGAAGUGCGGCAUGGCUGCAGGACCGAGAGUACAAUCCUGUUACAGGUCCGCCUCCACCGCUGAGGGUCAUCAGUCCAACAGCAUUCCACGAACCAAGCGAGGUCCACAAAGGUCGAGAAUCCAGAGUCCGGGUGCUCUGCUGGGUCCUGACAGACCCCGACAACCAUGACCGUAAGGCACUGCCUGCCUUCGACACCUGGGCGUCCAAAUGUGACCGGACUCUCUUCAUCACAACUAAGUCUCACGACUUCCUCCCAACAGUCGUGAUAAACGUAACUGAAGGUCGAGAUUCUCUCUUACAAAAGUCCAUCCACGCCUUUAAACAUGUCUACCAACAUCAUCUCGACGAAGCCGAUUGGUUCUUCAAAGCUGAUGAUGACACGUACGUCAUCAUGGAAAACUUACGUCACUUCCUAUCGGACAAGAACCCAGAGGAACCUGUAUAUUACGGUUUCCGGUUUAACUCCAUCAGACCUGACACUAAGAACGGCUACAUGAGUGGCGGGGCCGGAUACGUACUCAGUAAAGAAGCUCUGAAGAGACUAGUGACACAGGGUAUGGACGACCCAAGGAAGUGCAGGCUACAUUCCAAAGCUCCGGAAGACUUGGAAAUCGGCAGAUGUCUGGAGAAGGCGGGUGUUACGGCAGGUGACUCCAGGGAUGAGGAGGGGAGGCAAACGUUUCACUGCCUGAGUCUCCAGGACCAUGUUCUUGGCAACUUGCCGGAGUGGCUCCACAGAUACAGCACCUACCCGGUACAAUCGGGUCCAGACUGCUGCUCCAAACACACCAUCACGUUCCACUACACCGAGCCCAUCAUGAUGUACGUGUUGGACUUCGCCAUUCACCACAUCAGGCCACAUGGGCAAUGUGACAGGCAUGAUCAGACCUAGACAAUACCCAUCAAACUCUGUAGAACGCAAAAUCUAAAAUGACUGGGACAUUAAAAAACGUAAACAAUGUGGCCUAACUAGCAGCCUGCCAGACUAACUGGCCUACUAGAACCGAGGAGGUUUAUAUUUUAACCUCCUUGCUAGAGCUCUCGGGGGAGGAGGGGUGGGACAAUAAACCCCCAGACUCCCAGAUGUGUAACGCAGGAUAGAAACAAUCAGGGCAAGUUGGAAGCAAAACUAUCGAAGAAAUCAAAUGUUUAAGAUGAAUAGUCUAUAUGAUUCUGUGCAGCUGGUACUGCUGAUGAUUGACUAUAAGUAUAACUUCACUGCAGUGAAGUGGAACCAAUGUCCAUCAUGCAAGUUAUUUUAAGUUGAAACAAAUCAAUUUCAUUUAAUGUUGUACAAUGUACAUGUUGCCAUAAUCAGAAAAAAAUAUACUAGUAUAUGCACAUGUUCUCAUGACUGCAGAUGCAGAACACAGUGGAUGA
Branchiostoma belcheri (Belcher's lancelet) is the source of this 2712-nucleotide messenger RNA. Its product is annotated as glycoprotein-N-acetylgalactosamine 3-beta-galactosyltransferase 1-like. The transcript has 4 exons. The record is from RefSeq and is a predicted model, not a curated record. Gene Ontology annotation, molecular function: N-acetylgalactosaminide beta-1,3-galactosyltransferase activity. Bases 1124 to 2224 code for a protein of 366 amino acids. Gene Ontology annotation, cellular component: membrane. NCBI's taxonomy places the organism in Eukaryota, Metazoa, Chordata, Leptocardii, Amphioxiformes, Branchiostomatidae.